Erythranthe guttata (spotted monkey flower) is the source of this 1148-nucleotide messenger RNA. NCBI's taxonomy places the organism in Eukaryota, Viridiplantae, Streptophyta, Magnoliopsida, Lamiales, Phrymaceae. The record is from RefSeq and is a predicted model, not a curated record.
UUGUCCUCAAUCUCAGCAGCACAUACAUUUUCCACUCAAUUUUCCCUUUUCAAUUUCUAUAACUAAAAUGAAAAAUCCAUCUUCCUUUUUGUUCCUCCCAAGAAACCCAUUCCCCAUUAAUCCACCACAGCUUUGCUUCGCUGCCAUUGUUAAAGAAAUAAAGAACCCCCUUUAAGCUCAGACCUCAUUAUUUUCACUGUCGGAAAGAAACCCUAAUUUUCUGGGCUUUUAUUGCUUUGUGGGCAGCAGAGCUCUGUUAUUAAUGGCGAUGGAGGCCAAGAAUUUAGGUUUUUUCAACUGGGUUUCUCUCUCUAGUAUUCUCAUACUAGCACCUCUUGUUUGCUCCAAGAAUCAUGGAAACGCUGCAAACGAUCUACUCGAGAUCAUUAACAAGAAUCGAACGGCCCAAAACCUCCCUAACGUAACCGAAAAUCGAGGGCUAGGAUGCAUCGCUCUGCAGUACGCUCAACAAUGCAGAGGAAACUGCACAAGCAACAAUACUCUACAUUGCCAUGCGCAAGAAGACGACUUCACCGAAAUCUUCGCUCCAAAUUGUGGAGUUGAACUCCCGACUUUCGGGUCCAUAUCGGGAACCGUCUUAGGGUGCCAACAAAAAUAUUUACACCCACAAGAAGCGUUCUCGAGUUUACUAUUUCCAGGUCCAAAAAAACUAUCUCUAGUAAAAAACGGGAGUUUUACGCAAGUUGGAGUGGGGAUAAUCGGGGGGAGAAAAAAGGGUAAAGGGCCUUACAUUUGGUGCGUUUUGUUUAGUGAUAGUAAAGGGAGAAACGCUACGACUUUUGUUCUUGAAGAUGUUGGUAAAGGGAUUGAGCAAAAGAGUGGGUGUUAUAGUGGAACUAGCUUCGAUUGUAGUCAAGGAGACAAGCGUUUCGAUGUGGUGAGAAAAUUGUUGGUACUUUUGAUGUUCGUUAGUUUAUCGGUUCAAUUUUUCGAUCUUUUAUAGGUUUUGUUGAACGUGUGAAAAAAGUCGAAUUUAUAUCGAAGAUAUGAAUGGAUUCUCUAUUUAAGCACGUGAACUUGUCUCUAUUUUAGACUGUCAUUUUGCUGGUACUAAUACAAUGGAAGUGUUUAAGGUGAUGUAUAUGUGCCAUUUGUGCAAUUGGAAUAGAUUUUCCGGAUUUCGUCGA